This is a messenger RNA of Chilo suppressalis (striped riceborer), 1568 nucleotides long. The record is from the annotation of a GenBank genome assembly. Lineage: Eukaryota; Metazoa; Arthropoda; Insecta; Lepidoptera; Crambidae.
AAACCGACGUUGUGAGCAUGUGCCCGGCCCGAGAAUCAACCGGUCCCAAUAAUGUUACGAGUGUUUUUUACAAAUAAACAGUUAGAAAAAUGGAUUCGAACUCCUCUGACUGGGCGGCAAACGAGACUGUAAAUCAGCUGGCCAGUUUAAUAUAUCAAGAUGUAUUGAGUGUUGCUAAUUUCACAAACGAUAGUGAUGUGCAUCAGGUACAAAGUUUCGAUCUGUACGAAGCAUACAAGACUACGGAGCGCGAACAAUUGCUAACAUACAAAUGGGUGGCUUACUUUCUGGGCACGCUUAUUAUACUGAGUAACUUGACUGUGGUGAUAUCCAGUGGACUAAUAAUAAGAAAAGGUCAACAACCAAAAAGCACGUACUUGCUGCUAGGCAAUGUUUCCUUGGCCGACACCAUAAUUGGCAUGUCUAUCAUCUUCGGUGCUAUCGUCGACAAUACCCUGGGCUCCAACCAACUAUGCAUCUUUCAGCUUGGUAUGAUCGUGUGCCCUGCCAUGGUCUCCAUCUUCAGCGUAGGUCUGAUCGCAAUUGAUAGAUAUAUUUAUAUUAUACACGGGUUGUAUUACCAAAGGUGGUUCAACACCACCAGAGUAAGAAUCGGCAUCAUCUGCAUUUGGAUGAUCGGUAUCACUCUGGCAUUUGUGCCUGCCGCCGGUUGGACUAACCAUGACCCAUUGUCUUCAUUGUGUUUAUAUGUUUCCGUUUUCCCUAGCGAACUAGUUGUGUUUAACUCUGUUCUCAGUAUCAUACCUAUAAUAAUUGUUACCGUUUUGUACUGCAUAAUUUUAGUUCAGGCUUUGAGGAAUUUAAGAAAUAUCAAAGCUACAAGUGUUUCACUUAAUCGUACUGACAUAGAGGCCGAAGAAAAGCCUAAACUGAGAAUAUAUCGAGGCACCACCAAAACAGUAUAUAAUAAGACUGCUAAUAAACAAAACAACUGUAAAUUAAAGAGAAGCGCUUCAUUUCAUUGUUGUGAUCACAAAAUGAUUGGUGCUCAACCUAGGACCAAUUCAAUUAGGUCCAAAAGUACGGAUGAUAUUAUUAUGAAUACGCACGGAUUCCAAGAAUUUUUUAAUAAAUUACAAAUACAAAAAAGAAGAGAGCGUGAAUCGAACUUUAGUAUAUGCACCAUCGAAUCGCGUUCUACUAUCGGAAACGCAUUUAGAAGGACUACCGAAGGCUCAAUAGCAACGUUGGAAGGAAGGUCUCGUAAAAGCGUGUCCAAAGUGAGAGGACCUUCGAAAUUGCGGGCUGUAACCGUCGUUAUGUUAACAACGGGCAGUUUCAUAAUUACUUGGAUGCCGUUUUUCACAAUAGUGAUACUUUUCGAAUUUUGCGGAGAGAAACGCGAAAAUAAACGUUGCUUGUACUAUUCGCAUUUGAUAAGCGGACCUGUAGCUGUGUUGGCUUUUACCAAUAGUUUUUUGAACCCUUUGAUUUACGCUUGGUGGCAUAAGGGUUUCAAAAAAUCAAUAAAAAAUCAUUUUAUACGGUUUAAGCAAAGAUAUAUAUUGGCUAAGAGUGUGAAAAAUAAAAGUUUCCGUAACUUUUGA